GUUUGAUGCACGUCGACUCAACACGGCAUUCACUUUCUCUUUAUCGCGAUAACUUCCGGAAAAGUUGAGAUUAGCCCUGUACAAAUACGUUUUCGAUGUGCCGAAGUGUCUCGUCAAAUAUCGAAUUAAUAAAUUACUUGGUCAGACGUUAUCGCAGCGAAAAACAGUAGUAACAACUGAAAUUCUGUGUGAUCGUCCGCUCAGACAAGUGAGCAGUGUUUGAUGAUAAUGGCCGAUGCAGAGGGUAAAAAGUUGACCGAGCUGAGGGUAAUAGAUCUGAAAACGGAGCUGGAAAGACGGGGACUCGAUAAAACUGGAAAUAAAGCAGCACUUCUCGAGCGAUUAUCCAAGGCUAUUUCUGAGGAGGGAGAGGACCCGGAGGAGUACCUCAUCGUCCCCUGCGUUGGGACAAACAAGAUAAGCCCAAGGAAAAACAGUGUUUCUGGGUUAAUUCCUGCUGAAGAACCGCACGAGAUCCAGGAUAGUAAUCACAAGGAGGACAACACCGAUAACAAUAAAGAUAAUGAGGAAAUAAAGAACAAUGAGCAACCAAAAUCUCCCAUCGCCGAAGUAGAAGCUAAACCAACUCUCAAAUGCGAAUCUCCGGAGAUAAUUGAACUAGACCCACCAGAAGAAGAGAAGAAAGAAGAAGCGAAUGAAGAGUCACAAGAAGAACCAAAGGAGAAAGAGAAGGAUAACGAUAAGGAUAAGGAUAAGAAAGAGGAAGUAGUUGUGAAGGAAGAGCCGAUGGAGGUGGAUGUAGAGGUGAAAGAGAGUGCUAUGGAGCCUGAGAAGAUCGAGGAAAAGAAACCAAGCUCUGAAAACACCUCAAUUGCUCCUCCUCCUGCUCCAGUAAUUGACACCAAUACUGUGGCCAAUACCAUCGAGACGAAUGGCAUCGACAACGAGGAUUCCAUCAAUCUGACCAUCGGGGAGGAUGAAGAGAACCUCCUCGCCGAGGAGGCGGAGACUCACAUCAAGCAGAAAGAUGGUGGGGGUAAGAAGAGAAUUGAAGAUAACAGCAAGAAGGGUGAUUCCAAAGGUAGCAGAGGUGACACUGGAGGUGGCAACAAGGACAGCACAUCCAACUCAACCGGGAACAAGAGCAAGGACGAUGGAGGCAAGAGCAGUGACUCUAGUAACAAGGGACAGAAGAGAGAUGAUAAGGACAAGAAAACAAGCAGCCCUGCAAACGCAGGUAGCCGUAACUUGUGGGUAUCCGGUUUAUCCUCAACGACUCGUGCCACCGACUUGAAGCAGAUAUUCUCGAAGUACGGAAAAGUAAUCGGUGCCAAAGUGGUGACAAACGCUAGAACACCAGGUGCUAGGUGUUACGGUUACGUUACGAUGUCAACAAGUGAGGAUGCAGCCAAGUGCAUUCAACAUCUGCAUCGAACGGAGUUGCACGGUCGUGUAAUAUCCGUGGAGAAGGCCAAAGGUGAUUCCCAACAGAGUCACAUGCGUAAACGAGAAUCAACCAAUGGAAAGCCAGAGAAGAAGGACGACAAGGACAAGACCAAAUCAUCGGAUCACCACGACUCCAAUGACAAAAAGGAGAAGAGCGAUAAAAAAGAGGAUGAGGAUAAGCCCGGGGAUACGCCGAAGAAAUCCGAGGAGAAGUCCCACUCUGAUGAUAAAAAAUCAGAGAGCAGUGAGAAGAAGGAUGGAAAGGAGGAGGGUAAGGAUGCUGAUGCUAGAUCAACCAAGUCGACGAGCAAGAAACCGGAGGGUGAACGUAAACGCGAUGACAAACGCUCUCGCCCGGCUGAUGCUCAUCGUUCGCACACUCGAUCUCGCAGUCGCGAGAGAAGGCGGAGGGAUGAUGUACUGACAUUUGCCAAGAUCAGGGAGGAGAGGGAGAGACAACGACUAAGGGAUCGUGAACGUUUGCUUCGUGAGGAAGAACGACGGCGUCGAGAGGAUAUGGAACGACAGAGGGAGAUCGAACGUCGGCAAAGGGAGGAAGCAGCUCGUCUUGAGAGGGAGAGGGAGAAACUCCGGCGAGAGAGAGAGAGAAUUGAGCAGGAGAAGGCAGAGCUGUUGAGGCUCGAGAGGGAGAGGCAAAAGCUGGAGAGAGAGAAACUCGAGAGGGAAAGGCUGGAGCUCAAGAGACAGCAAAUGAGGCUCGAGGAGAGCCGGAGAGUACCACCUCCACCUGCUAUCAAGAGGUCCUCUAGUGACAGGAGGGACAUCAGGGAGAUGUAUGCAGAGCCUGAGAGGAAGAGGCUCACCACUGAUCACAGCAGGAGACAUUCUCCUGAGAGGGUCUCCGAGAGGAGGAAUGACAUUCUUGAGCGCGUGUCUGAUAGGAGGAUCGAUGGAUCACCUUCUGGCAGAUAUGAAUCCUCUAGGUCAGGUCAGGAUUUAUCUUUGAAAAAGGACUUCAAGCGUGGAAGUGAGUUUUCAUCCCGUAGCAGUCGGCCGGAAACAUUCACCGAUGUGUCUCGAGGAAGAGAGGUCAUCGUACGACGUGAGACUCUACCAACUGGGUCGUCAACAAUUGAUCCACGUCAGGUGAAAGAGAGUCGAUACGAAAGACCCAGCAGCACAUCUUAUGGACGCAGUGAGCGUGAAGUACGACGUAACGACACAGAUAAUCACAGAAGCUCUAGAGACUCGAGCCGUUACAGCGACAGCUCCAAACCACCGAAUUCCAAUACACAAGGACGUGACAGUCGUUACAGCGAGAGUAGUAGAACUGCAAGUGGAUGGCACGGUAGUGGCCCAUCGUCGAAAUCAUUCAAUGCAGUAACCAGCAGUGGCAGCCAACGGAGUGACGUGAGAAAUGAUCAAUCGAGUUGGAGCAAUCGUUCAUCAGACGGUGUCAAUAGAUGGGUAUCAGGCAGCUCUGGAAACACUCUGAGACAUCCUGGACCACCUAUGGGCUAUCAAGGUGGACCCAUUCAAUCCAUGGGCAUCACUGCACCUGGCACAACUCCUUCUAACGAACGCUUCGACCCGUACAAGUAUUCCAUUCCCAGUAUGAGAAAGUAUUAAUCGUAAAACAUAAAUCAACUAGUUGAGUUUUUUGAUUAAUACGUAUUCUGCACCCGUAAUACGUAUUGUGUACAGUCUGGUGUUUAUUUUCUCAUCAGUUUUUUCUCCUUUUUUUUUCCCCGAGCAAUCUAUGUAUAUUUGUUUAUAGAAGUUGUGAAUCGUGCGCUAUUGAACUAGAAUUUCAAUGAAUUUAGAGAUUUCUGAGAGAAGAAUCACUUCUGUCGCUUUUAGGUUGGGUUUUACGUAUCAGAAGAAAUUUAUUAAUUAUGCAUAAUAUGACUAUUCAGGGGAGGGAAUGGAACAUGUUUGUAAUUUUUUGUUCGUGCUAGCGAUUCACUCACCCCCCUCAACAACCACUUUUAAAUUUUUCAUUUUUCAAUGAUUUUUAUUAAUCAUACAGCUAAAUCUGGGUGUAUAAGGAUUUCGUCACUACCGAUUACGAUGUGGACAUUUGAAUGAACUAAUAUGAUAUUGAACGUAGUAAGAGAACAAUGUUUAUAUCUGUAACAUUUAAUCUCUACUUGCUAGACUAAUUAUCGAAAUAAAUUGACAUUUAAGAGCAAAAUUCA
Fopius arisanus is the source of this 3566-nucleotide messenger RNA. RefSeq names its product SAFB-like transcription modulator. Gene Ontology annotation, biological process: regulation of transcription by RNA polymerase II; regulation of mRNA processing. Gene Ontology annotation, cellular component: nucleus. NCBI's taxonomy places the organism in Eukaryota, Metazoa, Arthropoda, Insecta, Hymenoptera, Braconidae. The record is from RefSeq and is a predicted model, not a curated record. Gene Ontology annotation, molecular function: sequence-specific DNA binding; RNA binding. The transcript has 11 exons. The coding region runs from base 223 to 2997 and encodes 924 amino acids.